Messenger RNA from Penicillium bovifimosum, 732 nucleotides. Its product is annotated as Smr domain-containing protein. The record is from RefSeq and is a predicted model, not a curated record. The transcript has 4 exons. The coding region runs from base 1 to 732 and encodes 243 amino acids. NCBI's taxonomy places the organism in Eukaryota, Fungi, Ascomycota, Eurotiomycetes, Eurotiales, Aspergillaceae.
AUGUCUUACGAAAUGUCCCACAUGGGCCCUCGGGCCUUCAACCACGAAAACAGCAGCGAGGCCGAAGCGGAGUACGAUCGGCUUCGCGAUCUCGCACGCCAGGAAGCCAACAAGCGCGGCCAAUGUUUUUCGCGGUCGAAGGAAGCGUACGCGAGCGGUGAUGGCGCCGGCGCCAAACAGCUCUCUGAGGAGGGAAAGGCCCACGGCCGUAAGAUGGAGGAAUACAACAGACAAGCGUCGGAAUUUAUCUUCCGCGAGAACAAUGCCAACGGGCGCGUCGAGGCCGACACAAUUGAUUUGCACGGCCAGUUUGUCGAGGAGGCGGAGGAGAUCCUCGAAGAGCGCAUCAAGUAUGCCAAGGCGCAUGGACAGAGUCAUCUUCAUGUCAUCGUCGGCAAGGGAAACCACUCCGCCAAUCAUAUUCAGAAAAUCAAGCCGCGUGUUGAGCAGGUGUGUCGUGAAUUGGGGCUGCAGUAUGCCACUGAGGAUAACGCCGGUCGUAUCUAUGUGAACCUUACUGGUGGAGAGGCUAUUAUGCCUCCUUCGACUGGACACCAGGGUUAUGGUGGGCAUCCCGGUCAGCAGCAUGGUCACCAGGGUCAUGGUGGGUACCCUGGUCAGCAGCAGGGACACCAGGGACAACAACAGCCGGACGAGCUCGAGCAGCUUGCCAAGAGGUUGUUGCCCAAGGUUUUGCGCAAGCUCGAGAAGGCUUGCUGUGUGGUUAUGUGA